Molecule: messenger RNA, 2170 nt
Organism: Protopterus annectens (West African lungfish)
Lineage: Eukaryota; Metazoa; Chordata; Ceratodontiformes; Protopteridae
Gene: PCYOX1
Product: prenylcysteine oxidase 1
Exons: 6
Coding region: 114-1637 (507 amino acids)
Biological process (GO): prenylated protein catabolic process; prenylcysteine catabolic process
Molecular function (GO): prenylcysteine oxidase activity
Source: RefSeq, a predicted model, not a curated record
UAGUUUAACUGAGCUGUCACGUGAUCUGUAACGCAGACUCUGUACCGGAGUAUAUGCGCUUUCGCUCUACUGGAAUAGUUCUCAUUUUCAUAAGCUCGGUUUGAAAAGGCGAAAUGGUUUACAUACUGACGAGAGGAGCUUUUGCUAAGUGUAGCCUAUUGUACAGUUUGUGUUUGAUCAGCGGAUUUCGAGGGCUUGCUGCGUUGUCGGAUCCACUGCCACCGCAGCGAAUUGCUGUAGUUGGAGGUGGAAUUGGAGGUACUGCAGCAGCUUAUUAUUUGCGCCAGCAGUUUGGCAAGCAUGUGCAAAUUGAUAUAUUUGAGAGAGACCAAGUAGGUGGACGGCUGGCUACAACAACCAUCCAAGGCCUUGAGUAUGAGAUUGGUGGCUCUGUCAUACAUCCUCGAAAUCUCCACAUGAAGGACUUUGCAAGACAACUUGGUUUACAGGAACGGGAUAGCUUGGUUGGUCUUGUAGGUAUUUAUGAUGGAGAGGCGUUCACAUUUGAGGAAAGCAGUUCAUUUUUAACUAACAUAUUCAGACUUUAUUGGCGUUAUGGAUUUAGCUUCAUACGCUUAAAGAUGUGGUUAGAGGAUGUCCUGGAUAAGUUCAUGAGAAUAUAUCGAUAUCAGGCUCAUGACCAUGCUUUCUCCACAGUGGAGAAUUUGCUUCAUGCUCUUGGAGGGGAGCAGUUCACCAGCAUGGCACAGAAGUCUCUUGCAGAAGUUCUCUUGAAAGCUGGAUAUUCUCAAAAGUUCAUCGAUGAGAUGGUAACUCCAGUGAUGAGGGUAAACUAUGGUCAGAACCAGGAUAUCGGUGCAUUUGUAGGUGCUGUUUCUCUGGCUGGAGCACAGCCCGACGUUUGGGCAGUCAAAGGUGGCAAUAGGCUUGUUUGCAAGGGCCUGAUUUAUGCUGCUAAUUCACAACUUACUGAAGGCCGAGUUACGUCUAUAGAAUAUCAGAACAGACCAUCAAGAGCAGGAGGUACUAUCUCCAUGUACAAACUGAAUUACGAGAAGCCCGAGUCAUCUUAUGGCCUGUAUGACAUUAUUGUUCUUGCAGCUCCUCUGCACAAGAACAUGGCAAACAUCAGUUUUCUUAACUUCUCUUCUCCCAUUGGUGACUUCAGCGGCAAAUACCAUCAGACUGUCACUACCCUAGUGCAUGGAUUGUUAAAUGUAUCUUUUUUUGGGUACAAAAAUCCAAAUGAGUUUACCUUGACUGAGAUUUUAACCACAGACAGCACCAAAAAUUUUAUCAAUAGUAUUGGUGCUUUAAGUCCAGUGAGUGCAUCUGGAGACUUCAAGGUUAACCUAAGUGAACCAACUGUGUGGAAGAUAUUUUCUCCUGAACAACUGACAGAGCAGCAGCUAAACUUGCUGUUUGUGUCCUACAGCAGUAAGUUUGAGAGAACUUGGUUGGCAUACCCUCACUAUGUUCCCAAAGAAUUAUUUCCUCCCAUAAUUCUUCAUGACAACAUGUACUACUUGAACUCCAUUGAAUGGGCAGCCAGUGCUAUGGAAAUGAGUGCAAUAGCCGCUAGAAAUAUCGCUCUUCUUGCCCGUCACCGUUGGUAUCAAAAGGCAGACCAGAUUGAUCAAGAGAAUUUAUAUGAAAAGUUGAAGGGUGAACUUUGAUUUCGGUUCUUUGUAGGUUUUGAUGAAAAGAAAUUCUACAAGCUGCAGUGAGGCACACUGUUAAAAGCAUGCACCGCUGACGCCAGUUGGAAGACCAUCAAAGAAGCUAGUAAACAACCUUGAUUGAGAUGCAACAAUAUUUGGAGUCUAAUAAAAUGUCUGUGUGUACAUGGCCACUGUGUCCUUAGAAUGACUGUAAAUUUGCCAUAUUUUGACUCCAUUUCCUUUAACAUUAAUCUCCAAGUAGGAAUGUAUACUAAUGUUUCAUAAAAAGAAGAAAAGAAAAAUAGAUAGUGGGUAUUAAUAUUUUUUUCUCCUAAAGUUUACAGUGACUUUUGUUACAAGACAUGUGACAUUUUAUCUUUGAAGAUAGGUAAGCCAGGAAAGAAUGGCUAUAGUUUUAAAAAGUUUUUUUUUUCUUUGCUGAAAUUAUCCCCUUCUGUAAUUUAAUUAUUUGUACUAAAAAGUGCAUGCAGUUCAGCAUGCAGAAAGCUGAUUCUAACUGCGGAUUAAAGUUUAGCCUUUAAAUUGGA